GGCAGCGCCAGCGACUGAGAGCCAGUCUAGAACGUAUCUUUGAAGUAGAACGCCGAGGGCAGAACAAUUGUGUUUUGGAUUUCUUGCCGUGCGGAUCGCAGCGCAACGUGUGUGUGUGUGUAACAGUGCUGCCAGUGUUGAUACAAAAAAACACUGAACGGAAAAGUUUAAAGAAAUAUGGAUAGCUCCGCUGGUUUGAACUUCAAGCGGCCACAGCCACAGUCACAGUCACAAGAAGGGAAUAACAACUCGUCAGGCGGCAGCCCCAAGAUGGGCAGUCGUCGGAUUUUCACGCCGCACUUCAAGCUGCAAGUGCUGGAGUCCUACCGGAACGACAACGACUGCAAGGGCAAUCAGCGGGCCACCGCCCGAAAGUACAACAUCCACCGUCGCCAGAUCCAGAAAUGGCUACAGUGCGAGCCAAAUCUAAGGUCCUCGGUGGCCAACAACCAAGCACAGCAGCAGCAACAUUCCGCCCAGCAGCAGCCACCUGCAGCUCCCCAGCGUCUGGCGGCAGCAACGGCAGCAGUGGCGGCAACACAGUCUCCAGUAUCACCCACGCCCGGACAGGUUGUAAAGUUCCACCACCAAUUGACCCAUCCCCUGGUUCACCACCACCAGUUGCACCAUCAUCACCAUCAUGCUGCAGCGGCGGCGGCAGCGGCAGCGGCGGCAGCUGCAGCAGCAGCCGCUCAUCACGCCCACCAUCUACUGGCAGCCCAUCAUCCCCUGGCGGCCUCCCACCCGCACCUGCACGUUCCGGUAGCAGUGCAUCCGCACUCGCACCUCCAACAGCAGCAGCAACACGAGCAGGAGCAACUGCAGCUAGAGCAUCUGCAGCAGGAGCAGCAGAAGCUGAACGGCAGCAGCAACGCCACAUCCAACGGAUCCCUUUCAGCGGUCAAAAUCGCCGCUGCUGUGGCAGCCGCCAUGGCCACUAGUAGCAGCUCCAGCAGCCACCAACCAACGACCAGCAGCAACUCGGUUACCACCAUUAAUGGGAGCGAAACCAGUGCCAACGCUUUGCCAUAUAGCAGCCAAAACGAAGUGCCAAUUCAAGUGCCAAUUUUAAGUACGUCCCCGGUGCUGCAUUAUUCAUACGAUGCGGCCUCUGUCGCUUCGAGCUACCCCCAACGCACGGAGAAUCGCCUGGAGGCGGUAGCCACCCCGGCGCCCAUGGAUCUAUCUCUGGGAAGCUCGGCACGUCGACAGAUGCAACAGCUGGAGCGGGACCAGGAUCCCACUGGAGUAGACUUAACCUUUAGGAAGCGUAAGGUCCACUCUCAACCCUUCCAGCCGGAUAAGAUCAGCAAGUUGGAGGCAAUCAAGGCCGAGCCCGAGACUGAGAGCGAGGAUGUAGAGGUGGACGUUGAUGUUGAGGCGGAAACCGAAACUGAGCCAGUGCCGGAGCAGGAGCACAAGCUGCCCUCAAAGCAGGUGAAGUUGUUCAAGCCAUACCUUCUGGACGAAAACGAGGCGGGGGAAAACGAGGACGACGCUGAUUUGAAGGCGGAGGAGGACAGGAAUGCCGACGAGGAUGCCGAUGCGGAUGACGAUGAAGUGGACUCAAAGGAGCACUCUGCCGAGGCCAAAAAACGCCGCCUAAAGAAAAACAAAGCCUCCAAGGUGGGCGAGCAGAGGGAACCCAUAAUUUGGAGCAACCAUCCCUAUCCUGGUGCCUGCAUCUCGCCAUUAACUGCCGCUUCUGCCUCUCCGAUCUUUCACUGCCCAACUUCCCUGGUUGUACAUGGAGGUGGUAUCUCCUCGGCGGCUUCUUCGCCAUUGUCCACGAUCUCCGCCGGAUCGGGCAGCAUCCCCUGCCCCCACCUUCAGAUGCAGACAUUUCCCGUGGUCGGGGGGAGUCCUCAGUUUCAGGAAAAGGCCUCCGCCACAACGCCCCUCAGACCCUUCUCGCCGCCAGGAUUUUGCUGCCCCAAGGGAUCCCCAGUGUCCGGAUACGAGAGCAGCUCCUCCACCUACAGCGACACCAGCAGCAACUGUGGCAGUGGCAACUACAGCCUUAAUCUCCAGCUGCGCGCCGCCAUCUACAACGACAACCUAAUGUACAUUCAGCACCAGCACCAGGCGCAGCAGCAACACCAGCAGGCGCAGCAGCAGCAGCAUCAACAGGCUCAUCUGCAGCGCUGGCUGGAUCAGGAUCAGGCAGUAGCAGCUUCCAGGACCCUGAGAACCUAAGCAGCCGGAAAAGCAACCACCGCUCUCGGAGAAAACUUUCUCACAGCAAAUAAAGUGGAAAACAACAAACACAAGUUAUGGCAGUCACUGGGCCUGGCCUUUUAGUUUUCUAAUACAUAUGCCUAUAUAUUUUUUUAAAUCAACUACCAACUAAUCCAUAGAUUUGUAAGCGAUUGAAACCCAUAUCUUCCACGCAUAUCAACAUACAGAAAACCUAAAAAAAACCCAAUUGUAUUUAGGUUAUUAUACUUAAGCAAGCACAUUUUUUUUGUUACCAACUAAGAACAAAUUAUGUUUAAGUUCCCUUUUUUUUCAACAUUUUUUUUUUUAAACCCAAAAAAAAUCUUAGUAUAAAUAAUUAGUGUACAGAGCGGAACAUAAUAACUUGUUUAAGAAAUUCAACGAUAAAUCGUGAGGCGAGAAAAAUGUGAAAACUGCAACUAAGAAACUGAGAAAAUUGUUAAUAGUAAAGCUUUAAAAAACACACACACCUUUACAUAUACACUUGUAGACUUUUUUUUGGAAAUUUAAAAUUGAAAAUUUUUGUGAUAUGAAAAAAAAAACAAAAUUUAAAAAAAAAUUGUUGAAAUUUUAUGCUUAAUAAUUGAAUAUAUAUAUUUACAAAGAAAGCGAGAGAGAGCAAGCAAUUAGAAUUAAAUUUACGCCAAGUUAAAUGUAAAAGUUUAUAUUAAUUAUAUACAAUAUACAUAUACAACAUAUUUAUAUACAAAGCAAAGAUCAUUUUUUUUUCAAAGGGAUAAUCAUAUGAAUGCCUCAGACUAGAAAGAAUAUACAAAUAUAUAUAUUUAUAUACAUCAGUAUUUUUAUAUAUAAUAUUUGGAAGUAAAAAAUUAAGAAUUUUGUCACUAUAAACAAGAAACAGAAAUCAACAAGCGAAUUGAUUAAAUUAACAACUGAAAACUAAAA
Molecule: messenger RNA, 3123 nt
Organism: Drosophila ananassae
Lineage: Eukaryota; Metazoa; Arthropoda; Insecta; Diptera; Drosophilidae
Gene: brk
Product: serine/threonine-protein kinase Tao
Exons: 1
Coding region: 178-2196 (672 amino acids)
Biological process (GO): regulation of transcription by RNA polymerase II
Cellular component (GO): SAGA complex
Molecular function (GO): transcription coregulator activity
Source: RefSeq, a predicted model, not a curated record